AUGGGCAACAAUGCUGCCACCGCUAACAAAAAGGUGGACGCCGCCGAAAGCGUCAAAGAAUUCCUCGAUCAGGCCAAAGAGGAUUUCGAGGAGAAAUGGAAGAAGAAUCCUACCAACACCGCCGGAUUGAACGACUUUGAAAGAAUAAAAACGCUCGGAACAGGCUCAUUCGGGCGAGUUAUGAUAGUUCAGCAUAAACCUACGAAAGAGUAUUAUGCUAUGAAAAUAUUAGAUAAGCAGAAGGUCGUAAAACUAAAACAGGUAGAACAUACGCUGAACGAAAAACGAAUUCUGCAAGCUAUAAAUUUUCCGUUUUUGGUGAGCCUUAAGUUCCAUUUCAAGGACAACUCCAACUUGUAUAUGGUUUUAGAAUACGUGCCUGGUGGUGAAAUGUUCUCCCACCUGCGUAAGGUAGGUCGCUUUUCGGAGCCACAUUCUCGAUUCUAUGCGGCUCAGAUAGUCCUAGCGUUCGAGUAUCUACACUAUUUGGACCUCAUCUACCGUGAUCUGAAGCCUGAAAACUUGUUAAUUGAUUCGCAAGGCUAUUUAAAAGUAACUGAUUUCGGCUUUGCGAAGCGCGUGAAAGGUCGUACGUGGACUCUAUGUGGAACACCUGAGUAUCUGGCUCCAGAAAUCAUUCUGUCCAAAGGUUAUAACAAAGCUGUUGACUGGUGGGCACUUGGGGUACUUGUAUAUGAGAUGGCAGCUGGAUAUCCGCCCUUCUUUGCAGACCAGCCGAUUCAAAUCUACGAAAAAAUUGUGUCUGGCAAAGUUCGCUUUCCAUCACACUUUGGCUCUGAUUUGAAAGACUUGUUGCGCAACCUUCUCCAAGUAGAUUUGACGAAACGCUAUGGAAAUCUAAAAGCGGGCGUAAAUGACAUUAAAGGUCACAAAUGGUUUGCUAGCACUGAUUGGAUAGCUGUCUUCCAAAAGAAGAUUGAGGCACCUUUCAUCCCACGCUGCAAGGGUCCUGGGGACACCAGCAACUUUGAUGAUUAUGAAGAAGAGGCUCUUCGCAUUUCGUCAACUGAGAAGUGCGCGAAGGAAUUUGCUGAAUUCUGA
Molecule: messenger RNA, 1062 nt
Organism: Pieris macdunnoughi
Lineage: Eukaryota; Metazoa; Arthropoda; Insecta; Lepidoptera; Pieridae
Source: the annotation of a GenBank genome assembly